AUGAAUCUCCUACUUUCAGAUGAUUAUCUCCUGCAGGACUACCCUGAGAACAUCACAAAUACUAUUCGAUCGGGACAUUCUACAUGCUUACGGUUUAAUCGCAACGGCGAUUUUCUCGCCUCAGGUCGUGUGGACGGCACGGUGGUGGUUUGGGACCUGGAGACGAUGGGAGUUGCGCGCAAGCUGAGGGGACAUUCUAAGAGCAUCACGUCAUUGAGCUGGUCAAGAUGUGGCCGUCACCAGUUUGUCGCCUCCAUUUUUGAGGAUCAGCCGUUCCUGAUCGACGUGACGGACCCCGUCGAUGUCAAGCAUCCCUUACCUUCGAGACCAAAGCGACCCGAGAGCGAUGGUGCUUCACAGAAGGAGAAGUGGGCGAAGGAAGAUGCGAAGCAGAUGACGACAGUCACCAUCUAUACUUCGACAGGAGACCACAUAUUGGCGGGCACCAGUAAAGGCUGGAUCAAUAUUAUCGACUCGAGCACUCUUGAAGUCAUCUUUUCCAGGAAGGUUUGCACGGGCAUUAUCACCACCCUGCGGUUGACACAAUCCGGAAAAGUCCUUCUUAUGAACGCGCAAGAUCGAAUCAUCAGGACCUUGCACGUACCGAACCUAGCUGCGCCAGACUUGGACCCCGACACGAUUCAACUACCAGAGGAGCACAAAUUCCAGGACGUUGUCAACAAGCUGUCUUGGAACCAUGUCACGUUCAGCGCGACGGGAGAAUACGUAGCAGCGUCGACGUAUAACAACCACGAACUGUACAUUUGGGAAAGAGGCCACGGCUCGCUAGUGCGAAUGCUCGAAGGGCCCAAGGAGGAACAAGGAGUGAUAGAGUGGCAUCCCCACAAGGCACUCCUGGCUGCGUGUGGCCUGGAGACUGGUCGCAUCAACAUCUGGUCCGUAACGAGUCCACAAAAGUGGUCGGCACUGGCACCAGACUUUGUCGAGGUCGAGGAGAACGUCCAAUACCAGGAAAAGGAGGACGAAUUUGAUAUCCACCCGCAGGAGGAGCUGACCAAGCGGCGGCUGGACCUAGAGGACGAAAAUGUCGAUGUCUUGACCGUGGACCGACUGAAUCAUGAUCUCGAGGAGAGCUCAUUCCGCAUGCCGGUCCUCUAUAACCUCGGCGAGUCAGAUAGCGAGGAAGAGUUCAUCGCGGUUUCGGCUGGAACGAUGCGGAGGCGGAGCCCGAGCGAAGCACAGGGAGACGGUGAUGGCGCAGAGGACCGGGCCUCGAAUAGGAAGACGGCUGCCGGAAGGGGACGAGGAAGGCGGAAAGCAGGCCAGUGA
This is a messenger RNA of Thyridium curvatum, 1290 nucleotides long. RefSeq lists its product as uncharacterized. NCBI's taxonomy places the organism in Eukaryota, Fungi, Ascomycota, Sordariomycetes, Thyridiales, Thyridiaceae. The transcript is spliced from 2 exons. The record is from RefSeq and is a predicted model, not a curated record. Bases 1 to 1290 code for a protein of 429 amino acids. Gene Ontology annotation, cellular component: Set1C/COMPASS complex. Gene Ontology annotation, molecular function: protein binding.